AUGUCGAAUAGUUCAAUUUCUCUUUUCGAGGACGAGGAAAUCGUCGAGAUCGUCGUCAUGGCUCUGCUCUCCCCGAUUUGUCUUGUUCUCAGUGUGGCCGCUUCCAUGGUCGUCAAACGGAAUCGUUUAAUUGCUGAUCUCGUCAAAUUCUACGUGUUAGUUGAUUUGCUCAACUACUCACUCAACGGCGUCUUUUAUCUGUUUUGGGCGACUCCGACUGCCGUUUGGAAACUCAACGAUAGCCUUCCAUUUCUCGAUCGUCUCUUCUCGACCCUUCCCUAUAUCGGCUUCUACAUAGGCAUUUCAGCAAAAACUUUUCUCGGUCUCAACCGCUGCUUCGCCAUCGCUUUCGACAGCCGAUUCAGUGCAAAAUUCGAGUCGACCCGUUGGUUCCAAUAUCUGACCGUUGCCUUGUUAACGUGUAUUGUUAUCGUCGUCUCAUGGGCAAUUCCUGGCUGUCAGCCAACGUUUGUCCCCUAUCCGACGAACGUCGUUUGGUUUGUCGAAGGCGAAUGCAGGGUGAUAACGGAUCGCAUUUUCGAGCUCAUGAACUACAUCUUCUGUCCGAUCUACAUCGUUCUCGACGUCACAGCUUUCUGGUUGAUGCGACGGCAUUUUCGGAGAAACAGAAGCAACUCAGCGAACAGCGACCUCAAAAGGCGACAAUUGGGAAUGGAAUAUCGAUUGGCUGCGAUGAUGCUGGUGAACAUGUUGACAUCGAUCGCCUUGUGGAUCGAGAAUCUCGGACCUCAAUAUCUGCUCACCGCCAACAGUGGUUUCAUCUUCUACACCGGACUCUAUUUGAUCGAUUGCAUUUUCAACAACUUUGCCUAUCUGAUGUUGUUGCAUCAAGGCAAUAACGUCACCAGAGUCCUCCCUCAAGCGAGAGCACCUUUCACGACGACACUCGAGUCAGAA
Messenger RNA from Mesorhabditis belari, 918 nucleotides. The record is from the annotation of a GenBank genome assembly. NCBI's taxonomy places the organism in Eukaryota, Metazoa, Nematoda, Chromadorea, Rhabditida, Rhabditidae.